This is a messenger RNA of Gracilinanus agilis (Agile Gracile Mouse Opossum), 555 nucleotides long. Its product is annotated as epididymal secretory protein E3-beta-like. The transcript has 2 exons. The record is from RefSeq and is a predicted model, not a curated record. Lineage: Eukaryota; Metazoa; Chordata; Mammalia; Didelphimorphia; Didelphidae. Bases 1 to 555 code for a protein of 184 amino acids.
AUGCUCAGUGAAUUGAAAGCCAGAUCUAGAGACAGGAGUUCCUGGAUUCAAAUCUGGCCUCAGACACAAUACACAGUGUUGAUUCUAAGACAGAAGGUGGCCCUGGUGGAUAGGAUGGCAUCUGUUGUCAAUGGCACAGGCCCUGUCUUGCUGAUCCUGCUCUCUCUGUGGGUGCUUCCUGGAUGCUCUGAAGACCUGGCCUGGCAGGAGUUCAUGAAGCAACACCAUCUCAGCCUAGGCUUGGAUUUCAACCAGCUGAGCUGUGAAAGUCUUUUGGGUGCCAUGGAAUCUCUGAAGGGCAAAGCUUCCCACACCUUCAUCUAUGCUUUUUGGAGUCAGAUAGAAGAUAUAUGCUAUGGGGAUGGAUUAGAUCAAUAUGAGAAUGUGAGGGUAUGGAGCAAGAAACCAUUCAAAAUUCUUACUUGUGAGCAGCUAGAGUCUGGUCAAGGCUAUAGGAGUAUCAGUAGCUACAGCUAUGUAGAGCUCCACUGUGGCCUGAAUGGAUUUCCUGUGAGCCUAGAGGACAUCAAGGUGAAGAAGAUAAUCUCAAAUUAG